AUGAACAAAAACGGAACCGCUAAAAUGAAUGAUAAUCAAAUUAGAGCAGAAGGUAGAAGGUUAUUUAAACGCUUCUAUAACAUUCCUGAUGGUGUUAAUCCUAAAACUCGUAGAAGUUAUUUAAAUGAAGCAAUAGAUUCAUAUGAAGGGUUUGACAUUUCAUCAGAAAGUGAGAGAUUAGCGAGAAUGUUAAAUGUUAAUCUUGAUUUCUAUUAUUGUGAUCCUCAACCAGAAGACGUGGACAUAAAUAAGGUAGACUUUCCAUUAGUGGAAUCAAUAAUGAUAGAUCCAGAAUUUGAAACAGUAAAUAUUUUAUUAACACAGAGUCCAUGUGGAAAACUUCACGCUGACAGAAUAACAGACGUUGAAGCACUCACCGGCUAUAGAGUUUGUCCAUAUUGUAAAGAAGAAGUUUAUUCUAUCCGUGAUGAUCCAGAAAGGAAAAACCAAAGAAGAUUUUUAAAGCAUUGUGAGAAAUGUAAAGAAAAUAAUGGAAGAUUAAUUCAAGACGUUCAGUUGCAAAAGACACAGCAACCAUAUGCACCACAUAUUACGAAACAGAAGAUAUAUCAGUGGUUAUUAGCUCAUAAUUUGCAGGAAUAUUAUCAACCGACAAGAUAUUAUAUUACUUUUGACUUCGAAACAUUAGAGACUAAAGAAGAAUUACAACUUUCUGAGUGUGCAACUUUGAACG
Molecule: messenger RNA, 694 nt
Organism: Trichomonas vaginalis G3
Lineage: Eukaryota; Parabasalia; Trichomonadida; Trichomonadidae
Exons: 1
Source: RefSeq, a predicted model, not a curated record